Messenger RNA from Amphiprion ocellaris (clown anemonefish), 4612 nucleotides. Its product is annotated as cadherin-23-like. Gene Ontology annotation, cellular component: cell-cell junction; plasma membrane. The coding region runs from base 1 to 2844 and encodes 947 amino acids. The record is from RefSeq and is a predicted model, not a curated record. Gene Ontology annotation, molecular function: calcium ion binding. NCBI's taxonomy places the organism in Eukaryota, Metazoa, Chordata, Actinopteri, Pomacentridae. Gene Ontology annotation, biological process: homophilic cell-cell adhesion. The transcript has 16 exons.
AUGGCGCUCGACUAUGAUGAUGCUCCACACAGCUACUCUGUGGAAAUCUCCAUCACUGACGGCAUCAACAGUGACAGUGCAGUCGUACAGGUUGAAGUCACCGAUAUCAAUGAUAACAGUCCUGUGUUUACCUCCAGUUCUGUCACAAAAUCUGUUCCAGAGGACGCAGACGUAGGAACCAGUAUUACUGCAGUUCCAGCUACAGACAAAGACAGUGGCUUCAACAAGGAGAUCAGAUACUCACUGAGAGAAGGAUUGGGGAGGUUUUCUAUUGAUCCUGUGUCUGGGAUGGUAAGUGUAGCUGCUGUUCUUGACAGGGAGACCCAGGCAGAGUACGACCUGCUGGUGGUGGCUGAAGAUCAGGGUCGUCCAGCCAGAAACGGAGGCAGUGGUACAAGCUUGCUCAGCUUGUCAGCCACAGACUCUGAUGAAGGCGCCAAUGGGAGAGUUACUUACAGCAUUACCCAGCAGAGUCCUUCAUCAGAAGCUGCUGUGUUUGCGUUGGACUCCUCCAGUGGGACUCUGCAGCUGGUCCAGCCUCUGGACUACAGCAAGGUGAAGGUGUACAAUCUGAAGGUUCAGGCCUCUGAUGGGGGGACUCCCUCUCUAGUUGGGAGCGGCUCUGUGGUGGUAAAGGUGAAGGAUGUGAACAACAACCCACCAGAGUUCAGCAAGGAAAGCUAUGACGUCUCCAUCCCUGAGAACCUGGCCAGUGGUGCAUCUAUUCUGACUCUGGAGGUGACUGAUAAGGACGAGGGUGGAUUCUUAAAUGGCUACUUCCGCUACAAAAGUGAUACUUUUGACAUUAGCAAUCACGGCAUUGUCUCAUUGAGGAAAGACGUCACCUUGGACAGAGAGAAAACAGACAGCUACAUAUUACAGGUUGUGGCAGUAGAUCAGAUCACUAACGGUCUGAGCUCCACCGCUCAGCUCAACGUCACCAUCCUCGACUUCAACGAUAACGCUCCACAGUUCCCAAGUAUCCCUGACCCCCUGUGGAUCCCUGAGGGCGACUACUCAGAGGAAUCUCAAGGAGAAAUCUUCACCAUCGUGCCCACAGACGCUGAUCUCGGUGCCAAUGGAGAGGUCGUCCUCUCCCUCCCCUCCCCACAUCCACUCUUCAGGUUCAGAGAGGACGGGACGUUGCUGGCUGUUGGUCCUCUGGAUCGGGAGAGCAGGGACGCAUAUGACCUGGUUGUUAAGGCUUCGGAUAAAGGCGUCCCUCAGAGAGAGACCAUCACCACCAUCAGAGUGAGCCUCUCUGACGUCAAUGACAACAGACCUGAGUUCAGCUCCAGCAGCUACGUCAGCAGCAUCCUGCUGAAAGACGCAGAGGAAGGGAAGCUGCUGCUGACACUGUCCGCCACCGACCGAGACAUCGGGGACAACGGCAUCAUCACCUACAGUUUCUCUGCAGGAAGCUCUCCAUAUUUGGCCCUAAACAGUGACACUGGAGAAGUGACUUUGACCUCUGACCUUGCUGAUAUAACAGAAGACACCACGGUGGUGCUGACAGCCAUGGCCAAAGACCAAGGCCAGCCUCCUCUCGACUCCACGGCUCGUGUUGUGGUGAACCUGAGGGUUGUCAGUCUGGUGGAGAGCGUGGCCUUCCAAAGCUCCUCCUACAACUUCAGUUUACCUGAGAACCUGCCAGUGGGGGCGACGGUGGGAAAGGUCUGGGCCUCCUCAGGAAGCAACCUUUACGACGUGGCCUACGCACUGAAAACGUACACUGACCUGUUCUCCAUCGACACCAGUGGAGCCAUCCUGACUACUGCACAGCUGGACAAAGAAAAGCAGGAGUGGUACAUCCUGGACGUGGAGGCUGUGGACACACGGACUCCCCCUACAACAGCAAUGGCAACGGUCAGUGUUCAGGUGGAGGAUGUAAAUGAGCCUCCAUACUUUCCCCCUGAGGUUUAUGAAGCCUCUGUGUUAAGCAUUGCCCCGUAUAAAACUCCUGUCAUCACCGUCAAGGCUUCAGACCCUGAUGUUGGAGAGGAGGGUCAGCUGAUCUACAGUCUGUCAGCUGGCAGCUCAUACUUUGACGUGGAGGCUUCCUCAGGUCAGGUGUACGUGGUGUCAGCAGCAGAUGUGGAUGGAGACACAGUAACAGUGGAGGUGAAGGCCACAGACCCCCAAGGACUUUUCGCUACGGUCACGGUGAAGGUGGUGGUUCAGGGAAGUGCGAGCAGCAAUGACGUGGUGACCAUCUCACUCAAUCAGCCUGCUAAUACUGUGGAGAAUAAAAUUCCAGAAUUGGAGAAUGCUUUAGGUAAAGCUCUGGGCUGGACAGUGAACAUCAUCCAGGUGUCCAAUGCUAACAGAGGAGCCACUAAGUCCCGAAUGCUGAGAAACUCUGUGAAGACUUUGGUCAGCUUCAUCACCGAAGAAAAUGGAGAGACAGUUUCCUCUCAAAAAGUCAUAAAGAAACUGCAGAGCAAGUCGGAUGAAGUGAAGAAGGAGCUGGCUCAAGUGUUUGCAGACAUUGAUUUUGAUGUUGAGAUACCAAGCUCCGGCUCCGGCUCCAGCUCAGCGGUCAUAGCUCUGGCCGUCAUGUUGGCCCUGAGCAUCCUGGGAUUGAUCUUUGCUGUUAUCUUCAUCAUCAUCAGGUUCAAGAGGAAGGGCAAACCAGAGGACAAAGAGAGACUUUCCUUUAGCAGUCACACGAACUGGUCUGUGAACAUCACCGAACCAUCUGAGCGGAAAGAGACGAGGAGUCCAGAUGACGAGCAGCAGAAGACGGACAGACAGACAGAUGAAGAUGGGACGGACAGGGACAGCAUGACGGAUAAAAAGCACAGAGACAGUGACAGUAGUGGAAGCCAAACUUCUUAUGUCUGACCUGAACACAGCAGCUUUCUGUCAAACAGUCUGGAGUCUGCAGCGCCACCAGAAUAAUCACACACUCUAAUUAUUAGAAACAAGCUGCAUGAAGUCAUUUUCAUUCUGAAAUGGCUCAGAGCAUCACAAACUAAGCUUCUCUAAAGCUGUUUGCACACAAACCUGUACUUCCUGCUUUUUGUUCUUAGAUAAUAAGACUCUGCUUUAUUUAUUUCUUCAGUGACUGCUGAGGUUCAGAUCUGAGUACCCAUUGUGUGAUGUCUUCAUCUUUAAAGUAACUAAAGGAAGAAAAAAGUAUUAAAUGGAAAUAUUCAAGUAAAGUUCAAGUACUUCAAAACUGAAUUUAAUUACAGUAUAUAGUAUGAAUGUAUUUAAAUACUUUCUACCACUUCUCAUCCGUUACCCGGCAAUGUCACUAUUCAUUGUUGUGUUUCUGUCCCCCUGAUUAAUUAACGUUCACUCUCUUUUAGCUCUGUUUUUGUUCUCUAACACCUCCUGAGGGGAAUAUCUGGCUCUUUAACUGCUACAUUCUCCAUCAGCUAGUUUCUAAUUUGCACGUCUGCUGUUUGCUGCUAAAAAUGAAGCUACUGAGCACUGAGUUUUCACAUCAUUUCAUGUAUUAUAAAACAUCUGUACUAGUAGCAUCAAAUGGAGAUCACAAAAUGUAAUAAAAUGUUUCUUUCCCGUCAGAUGGGGUUAUCCAUAUAUGUAUUAACGGUCCGUGUACGGAUCUGGUAAUUGGAUUUUCCGUUCUGAAACGGGUAUUGAAAAACAAAAAACGAGUGGUUAUUUGAUUUUCGUUUUAAAAUACAAAAAUUUAAAUUGAAAUACAAGGCGGUUUUCCUUUUCAUGAUCAAAAAGGGAUAUACGAUUUUUUUUUUUAAAUGCUUUGAUUUUCGUUUUAUAUUUAGAAUAACAAGAAAGUAAAAUCAGUAAGAGACAGAAACGAAAAAAGGUCAGUUUUUUCAUUUUCUGAGACCGGAAGUGGUCAUCAGCAAGUGUGGAGCCAAACGACAACAAGAUUCUCAGAGGGCGGAGCCAGAGAGCAGCGAUUGGUCAGACCAUAGAUAAUAUAGAAGACAGCGCGCUAGCGUGUCUAGUCUAUGUGUAUCUAUAUGAUCGGAACGUCUGGUAGCUUGUGAUGGCUGAUCGAGGCUUUGUUGAAGCUUCGACACUUCAUUCAAAACAUGGUUCAUUACUCGAGACACACAGUGCUCGAGUAGGACAUCUAGUGGUCAAUAAAAUGAAGUGCAAUCAAGACGUGGUCGUUGGUUCAUGGAUUGUUUUGGAUUUGAUUCGCCAUGCACACAUUCCUCUUUGACUACACUAGAUGAUUGUAUGGGUUCUAGUGGACACAAAAAUAAUAUUACUAGUAAUAAUAAUGACAAUAACUAUUGAGCAUGUUUCUUAUUUGCCAUGUUUGUCUGUAACCCUAUAUACUCUUCACUUAUAUUCUGUGUUAUGAAACAUUUAAACGGUGCUGCUACAUUCAUGCUCUACAAAUACAGACUGAUGUCAUUUUCACAUGGGGCUGGUGCAAAUAAAGAUUAUAUGGAUUAUUAUGGAUUUUGGCAAAGUAUGUCUUGGGGUUUAUUGGUAAAGAGGUCAGUAAAGAGGGUGUGUUUAUAUAACUGGUUAUGAGUUUUUAUUGAGAAAUAAUUUAUCAACAGUUUUGGGACUUGCUUGUGCUUGUGACAUAGAUGACUGCUGCUUGGCAUUCUUUAUGUUAAUUGUUGUGCAUUCUGUUAUUAAACGUUCUUUCACACUG